This is a messenger RNA of Amyelois transitella, 791 nucleotides long. It is a transcript of the gene eIF1, whose product is annotated as eukaryotic translation initiation factor eIF1. Bases 160 to 492 code for a protein of 110 amino acids. Gene Ontology annotation, biological process: translational initiation. The record is from RefSeq and is a predicted model, not a curated record. Gene Ontology annotation, molecular function: translation initiation factor activity; RNA binding; ribosomal small subunit binding. Gene Ontology annotation, cellular component: eukaryotic 43S preinitiation complex. Lineage: Eukaryota; Metazoa; Arthropoda; Insecta; Lepidoptera; Pyralidae. The transcript has a single exon.
GGCCCGUCGCUCCGCCAUUACACUUUGGAGUUUUGAGUAAAUUGGUCGUUGACUGCGUACAGUCGUCAAGCGCCGCGCGUUAUCAGUGACAGCUUACAAAGUUGAAGUGCGUCGUAUCGCAGUGUUUCGUUGGAACAAAGAGAAGGCACGUUCAAUCGUAUGUCCAUCCAGAAUCUCAACACAUUCGAUCCAUUCGCCGAUGCUAUUAAAAGCUCGGAGGACGACGUACAAGAUGGUUUAGUCCACGUCCGAAUCCAGCAGCGGAGCGGGCGCAAGACGCUGACUACGGUGCAGGGUCUGUCAUCCGAGUAUGACCUGAAGAAGAUAGUGCGGGCAUGCAAGAAGGAGUUUGCGUGCAACGGGACCGUUGUGGAGCACCCGGAGUACGGCGAAGUGUUACAACUGCAGGGCGAUCAACGAGAGAACAUUUGCCAGUGGCUGACGAAGUCUGGUCUGGUUAAGCCCGACCAACUGAAGGUGCACGGCUUUUAAGCCAAUCUAUAUCAUGAAAAUCAUUAUAGUCUGUCGAUGACGCGCGUGUUAUAAUAAAACCCUUCGAAUAUGUAUUUAGAAAGCAUCGACGUUUACAGAGAGAGGACUGGCAGGCCUUUCAGGCCCUCGCCCCGUGCCUUCGUUACUCCCAUGUGUAAAGUGUACGCCGUCUAAAGUCUUUAGUUGCAAUUUCAAACCGAACGAGGAUACAUACAUAUAAUAAAUAAUACACGUUUUUUUACGACAUUGUAUUUUUUAAAUUUCUGUAAUGAUUGAAUUAAUAAAUAUGUUUUUGUAUA